AUGUCCCAUUCCCUUAUGUCCCAUUUCAUCUCCAUUAUGUCCCUUUUCUUCUCCAUUAUGUUCCUUUUCUUUAUGUCACUUUUCUUCUCCAUUAAUAUCCCUUUCCUUUUCUCUUAUGUCCCUUUCCCUUAUGUCAUUUUCUUCUCCAUUAUGUCCCUAUCCUUUUCCCUUAUGUCCCUUUCCCUUAUGUCCCUUUUCCUAUCCAUUAUGUCCUUUUCCUUUUCCUUUAUAUCCCAUUCCCUUAUGUCCCUUUUCUUCUCCAUUAAUAUCCCUUUCCUUUUCCCUGAUGUCCCUUUCCCUUAUGUCACUUUUCUUCUGCGUUAUGUCCCUAUCCUUUUCCCUUAUGCCCCUUUCCCUUAUGUCCCUUUCCCUUAUGUCCCUUUUCUUCUCCAUUAUAUCCCCUUCCUUUUCUCUUAUGCACCUUUCCCUUAUGUCCCUUUUCUUCUCCGUUAUGUCUUUCAUUUUGCCAUAUGUCCCUUUCCCUUAUUUCCCUUUUCUUCUCCAUUAUGUCCUUUUCCUUUUCCUUUAUGUCCCUUUCCCUUAUGUCCCUUUUCUUCUCCAUUAAUAUCCCUUUCCUUUUUCCUUAUGUCCCUUUCCCUUAUGUCCCUUUUCUUCUCUGUUGUGUCCCUUUCCAUUUCCCUUAUGUCCCUUUCCCUUAUUUCCUAUUUCUUCUAUUAUGUCCCUUCCUCCAUUAUGUCCCAUUUCCUUUCUUCCCAUUAUGUCCCUUUUCACUUAUGUUCCUUUUCUUCUCCAUUAUGUCACUUUCCUUUUCCCUUAUGUUGCUUUCCCUUGUGUCCCUUUUCUUCUCCAUUAUGUCACUUUUCUUUUCCAUUAUGUCCCUUUCUCUCAUGUCCCUUUUCUUUUCCAUUAUGUCCCUAUCCUUUUCCUUUAUGUCCCUUUCCUUUAUGUCCCUUUAUUCUCCAUUAUGUCACUUUCCUUUUCCCUUUUGUCCCUUUCCUUUAUCUCCUUUUUCUUCUCCAUUAUGUCCCUAUCCUUUUACCUUAUGUCCCUUUCCAUUCUGUCCCUUUUCUUCUCCAUUAA
Messenger RNA from Acanthosepion pharaonis, 1041 nucleotides. NCBI's taxonomy places the organism in Eukaryota, Metazoa, Mollusca, Cephalopoda, Sepiida, Sepiidae. The record is from the annotation of a GenBank genome assembly.